GCUGUGUCGCGGGCCGAAGUUUUCCACUACGCUUUAAGUUUCAGUCUUUAACUUUAUUGUGUGGAGUACAGUUUAACAGGCCACGUGCUCGUUAUAGAAAUCUAGUCAAACCCGUUUGGUUGCAUUAUUUUGAUCUCCAGGCAACGUCAUGUGAAAUAUUAUUAGCCAUUAAACCAGGCGUUAGUCUUUUAAAAGCCUAAAGGGUGGUGUAUGAUCUUUUUUUUGGUGUGACAAUAUUCUGGGUUUAACGUGCUCUGAGAUGGAGUCCGCAGAACCGGCUGAAGUUCAGAAAAUUCGGGCGAACUAUGACAAAGCGCUACAAUGCGUCAAAACGGGGCUUCAAUACGAUGAGAUGGGAAAUAAAGCACAAGCUCUCAUUAUGUACAGACGGGGCAGGCAGCAUCUCGCCAGUGGGCUGGAGGUUAACACCCAAGGCAACGACUGUGUCGGACCCAGCUGGGACUUUGCGCGACAGACGCAGCUGAAGAUGUACAAGACCUUGAGCACCAUCAAAACUCGUCUAACGUCGCUGGAGUCUACACCGACCCAGGGUCAGCGACUUUAUCCGGCUCUUCCUAUCCUACAAGACCCCCAGCCUCUACCUAACAACAGAAGUCAUCUACCAGGCAACCAGAUCUCAAGUUCAGGAGGGGUCCCUGCUCUUCCUGCCUCACCUGUGGCGGGUCUUGCUGUUCCUAGUGAGCUUCCACCACCACCAGAUUACACCCAACAACCAACAGAGGGACAUUUGUCAAUCUCUCAUGGAGGGUCAUAUCAAUCUGUUCCAAACCAGAUACCCCAACGUCAGGCUGUUGCCCCUGUUAAUGUUAGAGAGGCUGGAAUGGAGAUUUUGUUAGUGCCCAGUGGGGUGCAGAUGUUUUUUGUUUCUGCUGAGGGCCAUGUCAGUGCCCCCUCUUAUCCAGGGUACCUGCGACUUCUAUUAUACAGGAACCAGAACGCUCACGGCGGUGCCAGCUAUGCCCCAGCAUACCUACAGGUAUGUGAUUGGAUCUACCCGCUGUACCCAGACUCGCCUGUUUUUCUGAGCAACAAAGGUGUUUUUACAUUUCCUGACAUCACAGCAGCAGUACCAGGGUCGUACGUGGGGGUGGUACUGUCCUCAGAACUGCCCGCAGCAGACAGAGCUUUAUUUCAGGAGCAACUGUCAUUGCUGUCACAACUCAGAGUCCAGGUUGAUGAUGGAUCAGUUGGAGCCACAGGGACAGACAAAAAGGUUCCUAUUGGUGCUCCUUCAGAAGCAUCUGUAGGACCAGAAGGGGAGGUUAAAACUAUUCCUGGUUGGAGUGAAUUAAUUUCACAGAGCAUUUUAACAGGAACCUCUUGGCUGAGUCAGGGGCUCGUGCGAGGAGCUGAAGCUACAAGUAAAGCCAUCAAUAAAGGAGGAACCUGGGUGCGAGAAAACACAACUCCAGAAGAGACCCCAGCGGAGGUCAGCCCCGCGGUUGCCAAAAGCCUAUAUGCAGCCAGACAGGCAACCGUUGGUGCUGUGAAAGUAAGCCAGUAUCUAGUGGAUGGUGUCGCUACUGUGGCUAGUAAAGUUGGGAAGGAACUUGCUCCUCACAUAAAAAAACAGGGCAACAAACUUAUUCCAGAAACCCUCAAGAAAAAUAAAGAUGGCACAUCCACAGUGGACGGAGCCAAACUAGUGGCAGGAACCAGCAUACAAGGUUUAUCCACUGUCUGGUCCAGUCUGGAGACGGCAGCCAAAACGAUAGGCAAAAGUUUAACAUCAGAAACUGUCUCUACUGUGAGACACAAGUACGGAGACGAGGCAGGGCAGGCCACAGAUACUGCAGUUCAGUCGGCUGUCAAUAUAGGUGUGACAGCCUUUAAUGUGGACAACCUGGGCAUCAAGGGUUUAAUGAAGUCCACAGGCAAGCAGACUGCAAAAGCAUUGGUUAUUCCCAAAUCGGAAGCAGAGAAAAGCGAGAUGGAAGACAAGUCAGUUAAGAAAGAACAAUAUGAGAAAAAAUAAUCUAAUCUGGAUAUUUUAUUAAAAUUGUGAUGACAGAAAAUUGUAGAUUUUUUGUGAUGUCAUAAUACUUCGUUUAAAAGAGAUAUGGUUGUACUAUUUAAUAUGACAUUUACUGUACAGUUUUUACAGAAAUAUGCGCUUAUGUAUUGUCUAAGAAAAUGUUAUAUCCCUUUCUUCAGCCUUCCUUAAAUUUAUUUUAUUUUUCUUAAGAUAUAGUAUAAAUUCUAAAGAUUUAUGAAUCCAUGUUUUAUUUGUUAAGAAUGAUAUUUAUAAAACGAAAUGACAACAAAUGCAGUGUAUCUAAUGCAUUUU
Molecule: messenger RNA, 2308 nt
Organism: Triplophysa dalaica
Lineage: Eukaryota; Metazoa; Chordata; Actinopteri; Cypriniformes; Nemacheilidae
Gene: sparta
Product: spartin a
Exons: 7
Coding region: 260-1996 (578 amino acids)
Biological process (GO): negative regulation of BMP signaling pathway; cell division
Cellular component (GO): plasma membrane
Source: RefSeq, a predicted model, not a curated record